AAUGAACUUUCUAAAGAUAAUUACUACAUGAAUGUGUACUAUGCUCAAAAAUCUAACUUUCUAAAAUUAUUGGACGUGUUUUUGCGUGAAAACAAUUUGAUAAAAAGACCGAAAACUUUCAGUUUUACACCAUACAUAAUUGGAUUAGACAAUAAUACUAUAAGCAUAUCGGCGGGAUUUUUACAUGCACCAUUUUUCAACGCACAAUCGAUUGUUGAAAAAUAUGCAAUUGUCGGUUGGUUUAUUAGUCGACAGCUUAUGUAUGAAAUUGCAAUGUACAAUGAUCGUAAUCUCUUGAAAAAUGGACAAGUACUAUUUGAGUCUAUUUGUAACUCAAGCGUUCUAACAUCGUUCGAAGUUCAAUUAUGUUGUUUAUCAAGGCGAUAUAGUUCCAUGAUAUUCGAGAAAGAUGAUCUGGAAACUUUGUCAGCUGAUAUUAAUGGUCUAAUGUUAUCCUUUGAAACAUACAAGACUACUUAUAUGCGAAAACUUGAAGAUUUAAUCGAUGAGAAAUCGUUUUUCGCAACUUUUGCAAAAAUGAUGAAUAAAGAUCUCUCUUCCUAUCUGGUUCAUGCGGUCUCUAAUUCGUCUAAACCAAGCUUCGUAUUCAGUUUGACUGAUGUUCUGCAACAUAGUCAAGAAUUUUCUGAUGCAUAUCAAUGCGCGGUAACUACAAAAAUGAACCAUGUUAAUAAAUGUACUCUUUAAAGGAUUGAUUGUGUACUAAAAU
Schistosoma turkestanicum is the source of this 730-nucleotide messenger RNA. Lineage: Eukaryota; Metazoa; Platyhelminthes; Trematoda; Strigeidida; Schistosomatidae. The record is from the annotation of a GenBank genome assembly.